Sclerotinia trifoliorum is the source of this 2471-nucleotide messenger RNA. The record is from the annotation of a GenBank genome assembly. Lineage: Eukaryota; Fungi; Ascomycota; Leotiomycetes; Helotiales; Sclerotiniaceae.
CGAAAAGAAGAAAAAAAGAAAGAAAAAAGAAAAAAGAAAAAAGAAAAUCAAUCCCACAUCAAUUAGUCACAACCUCAAUAAUCAAUAAUACUCCGUCAUCACAUCAACCUCAAUAAUCAGUCCAAUACUCAGUCAUCAACCUACUCAGUCGUCAAUACUCAAUCAAAUCAAUCAAUCAAAUCAAAUCAAAUCAAAUCAAUUCAAUUCAAUUCAAUUCAAUUCAAUUCAAUUCAAUUCAAUUCAAUUGAACGGAAAAUGCUCUCCGAACAAUUCAUUUCAUCCAUCCGAGCUCAACCUAGGACGGCGAAUACUGCCAUUGCAAAAGAUAUCGGCAUUUACCUUCAUACUUUACAUCCUGCUCCGAAAAUUGAAUCAAAUUUCAAGAAAUCUUCUACCUCUGUCAACUCCCUCGCGGCAAACUCAACUCAUAUUUUCGCGGCACAGGCUGAUAAGGCGGUUAUUCAUGUUUAUUCAAGACAACAUGGAAAUCAAGAAGCUUUAAUUUCAUUUCCCGAGAGGUUACACACCUUAACUUUGGUCGGCGAUGGUUUGGUAGUAUUGGGUACAAGCGAGGGACGGGUCAUACUAUGGGAGGCAAGUCUCUUUUUAUUCCAUCCUUUCGCAAUAUCUGCAGCUUACGUCGUGUUGUGCCGUUGUAUGGCGACAUGAUUGCGAACUCAGGGCGUUGAUGGAGUUGAUGGACGGUCUGCUAACUCUUUCCCGGUCUAGAUCUUUACCGGUAGACAAGUUUCAACAUCAGCUGCACAUUUACAACCAAUCUCAUGUAUCGCGGCCACUUCAAAUCAUUUGGUGACAGGUUCCGAAGAUUCAAAUCUCCACGUUUGGUCAAUCUCACAGCUUUUAUCAUUACAUUCAAAUACGAAUGAACCACAUGAACCAGCUCGAUCCUUGUCAAAUCAUCGAGCCGCAAUCACUUCCGUCAUCAUGGGUCAUAGUUCCAGUACUUCAAAUAUUUGCAUAUCAGCCAGUAAGGAUAAUUCAAUUAUUGUUUGGAAUUAUCACACGGGUGAUCUUCUAAGAACAUUCUUACUUUCAUCUACACCAUUAUGCAUGGCGCUGGACCCAUGCGACAGAGCCGUCUAUACGGGUUUCGAGGAUGGUUCAUUACAAAUGAUCGAACUCAUUCAACCAAAUUCAUCCAUAAGUUCAUUAUUUGAUACUCGACUGCAGAAUACCCCAGUUCAGGUUACUUCAUCGAUUUGGUCCCCGCCAUCGGAUAUUGGCGCUGUACAUUGUUUAGGGCUGAGUUAUGAUGGAACAAGUUUAUUUUCGGGUCAUUCUUCUGGAAAGAUCUCACACUGGGAUACAGGUAGACGUGCUUUCUUGGUAGAACUCUCGGACUUGAAUGCUCCCGUAACAAACCUUGUUAUGCAAUCUCCCUUUCCAAAGACAUCAAAAAUCAAAUCAACAAAUGUGGUUAAGCCUAAAUUGGCCGAGGGUAAUUAUACAUUCACAGCUCAAUUGAUUGGUAAUAAGGGAUCUUCAAUCUUUGAUCAAGCUUUGGAGUAUCAAGGAUUUCCCCAGGGUAUGCUUGAGAAGGCAUUACUAGGUCUUGCUGAACCUCAGGUUACAACUACAUCCUCAUCUUCAUCCUCUAGCGAGGAAGAAAAGUUACGAAAGGAGAAUUCGGAAUUAUGGAAGGUUAUUAAUGAGCAACGUGCUCUUCAAAAGAAAACCUUGGAGAAGUAUUCCGAGUUGAAGAGUGGUGGUGUUUGAAUGAUGAAUGUUACGAGCUGCGAGGGAGGUGCCGUAGGAAAUAUCAAGGAGCCAUAGGCGACAUGAUAUUCCAGGACCCAGGGCCAGACUCAAAGCUUGUGUUAUUAGUUUCAAAGCUCAUUACUUAGUGGAAAGAGGUCUGUUGUUACAAGCUUUUUAUAUUCACUGACCUCGAACUUAUCACAUCAGCCACUUAUUGGAGAAAUGGAUAGAAGAUAUUUGAGGGCAUUCUACUACCUCAUUCUUUUCAUCUGUUGUCUUCGACGGGAGCUUACAUAGGAGCUUACAUUUGAUCAUCUUAGAUCCUUUACAAGCAGGCUUUGACCUUGAACUACAAAGAUGCUACUCUCAUUCUCAUCCAAAAGUUUCAAGCCCUUGGAUGUGGGGUAUUUGGUGGGUUGAAUGUCUAAAGGAUGGUUUUGAAGAGGAGGUAGAAAACCUUUUAUGUCUCUUAACGAUGCAAAGAUCUUCACGAAAUAGCUAUGAGUCCUUGGAAUUAUCAGCUUUUGUUCAUGAUUUCACUGAUCACUAUUUUUGUCAAAACCUCAGGUCAUUGACUAUAUUAUAUGGUGGAAGAAUGGCCUAGAAUCGGUGCAAGGUUUGUGGGAUGUGGAUGGUAUGAAGUAUGCAAGAGCUUAUUGACUGCUUUGUAUCUACAAUGGAAUGAUGUACUCGAGACUUCUCAUGUAAUUCUCCAUAGUUCAAUAAUACUCAAUAAAAACACUACAUCGCCC